Molecule: messenger RNA, 2142 nt
Organism: Suncus etruscus (white-toothed pygmy shrew)
Lineage: Eukaryota; Metazoa; Chordata; Mammalia; Eulipotyphla; Soricidae
Gene: CNKSR1
Product: connector enhancer of kinase suppressor of Ras 1
Exons: 21
Coding region: 1-2142 (713 amino acids)
Molecular function (GO): protein binding
Source: RefSeq, a predicted model, not a curated record
AUGGAGCCAGUGGCGACCUGGACCCCCACGAAGGUGGCAGCUUGGCUAAGAGGCCUUGAUGACUGCCUGCAGGACUAUCCCUUUGAGGACUGGAAAUUGCCUGGAAAGUACCUGCUUCAACUCUGCCCCCGCAGCCUUGAGGCUCUGACUGUGUGGCCUCUAGGCCACCAGGAGCUUAUCCUGGAUGGGGUAGAACAGCUCCGGGCCCUGAGCUUGGGGCUGCAGACAGAGAACCUGCAAAGCCUGACCCAGGGGCUACUAGAAAGGACACAGACUUUCCAGAGCUUAGUGCAAGACCGCCUGGAUGAUUGUGCUGAGACCCCCGCUGACAUCCUCAGCGCAGCUGUGGAGCUAGUACAUGCGGCCCAGACCCUUCUCUCCUGGCUCAACAGGUACCUCUUCUCUCAGUUAAAUGACUUCUCAGCCUGCCAGGAGAUUGGGAAUUUGUGCAAGGAGAUAAGCCAAGUCUUGCAAGAGAAUUACCCCGCGGCUGAGAAGGAGAAAAGAGUGCUGAAGAUUUGCAGCCAUGUAAUUGGGAUCUGCCACACCAUUCUGAGCUGCAGCCCUGAGGAGUUGCUGGAGCAGAGAGCUGUUCUCCAGCGAGUACAACUGGAUGACCCUCUGAGCCUAGAAGUUCACACCACCAGCAACUGCCUGCACUUUGUAUCUCAAGUGGGCACCCAGGUUGCCACUGAUUCCCAGCUGCAGAUUCUGCCUGGAGACGAGAUUGUCCAGAUCAACGAGCAAGUAGUGGUAGGCUGGUCUCAUGAAAAUGUGAUGAAAGAACUACUGCAGGAACCAGCUGGGUCCAGCCUGGUGCUGAAGAAGGUCCCAGUGCCAGAGACGCCCCCUCAGACUCCCCAUCAGACCCUCAGCUCCCCAUUCCUGAGGAGCCCAUCUCCAUCUGCAGUUCCUUCUCCCAGCACCCUGUCCGAAAAUGUCUUUGCCUUUGACUUGACCUCAGACCCGAGUCCCGGGCCCAGCCCUGCCUGGACAGACUCAAUCUGUUCUGACCCCCAACACCAGCUAAUCUCUCCUUCGCCUUCAGCUUCAUUCCCAGCACAGGGAGCAGAGACCCAGGGGCUCCCAAAAACCCCUAACAGGAGUCCUGUCCCUGGUCGGAAGAAAUCAAAAGGCAUGUCUACUCGGCUGAGCCGCCGGCGGGUAUCAUGCCGGGAGUUGGGCCGGCCAGACUGUGAUGGCUGGCUUCUGCUGCGCAAGGCACCUGGGGGCUUCAUGGGCCCCCGCUGGCGCCGAUGCUGGUUUGUGCUCAAGGGACACACGCUCUACUGGUACCGCCAGCCCCAGGAUGAGAAGGCUGAGGGUCUCAUCAAUGUCUCCAACUACAGUUUGGAAAGUGGGCAAGAUUCAAAGAAAAAGUAUGUGUUCCAGCUCACCCACAAUGUAUACAAACCCUUCAUCUUUGCUGCUGACACCCUGACAGAUCUGAGCAUGUGGGUACGCCAUCUCAUUACCUGCAUUUCCAAGUACCAGUCCUUAAGCCAGGCCUCCCAGCACCGAGAGGAAGAUUGCUAUAGUGAAACAGAAGCAGAAGACCCUGAUGAUGAGACUGGGUCCCGUUCAAACUCGCCCAACCCUGCACACAUGUGGAGUGAGCUCCCUGGAGACCCUGGCCCUGCUGCUAGUCCCACUCAGGGAAGCCCCCGGAACUCUCUGGGCCCUUCAGCAGACAACAGUGAAGGUGCACUGGAAGGCAUGGUGCGGGGACUGAAGCAGGGUGGCGUAUCCCUCCUGGGCCAGCAGCAGCCUCUCACUCAUGAACAAUGGCGGAGCUCCUUCAUGAGGCGCAACCGAGACCCCCAGCUCAAUGAGCGGGCGCACCGUGUUCGCGCACUGCAGAGCACACUCAAGGCAAAACUGCAGGAGCUACAGGCCCUGGAGGAGGUGCUUGAUGACCCUGCACUGACAGCAGAGAAGUUCCGGCGGUGGAAGGAGCAGAACCAGGAGCUUUACUCCGAGGGCCUGGGAUCCUGGGGAAUAGGGCAAGCUGAGAGCAAUGCCCAAGCCCUGACCUCUGAUUCCAGAGAACAUACUUCCCCUUCCUUGACCUCCGACCCUGAGGAGCACCCCCAUUCUAGUCUCCCAGCCUCGGAGAGCGACAUUCCACUUCCUGACCUCUGA